This is a messenger RNA of Eublepharis macularius, 4386 nucleotides long. RefSeq names its product sarcalumenin (gene SRL). Gene Ontology annotation, molecular function: GTP binding. The record is from RefSeq and is a predicted model, not a curated record. Lineage: Eukaryota; Metazoa; Chordata; Lepidosauria; Squamata; Eublepharidae. The transcript has 8 exons. The coding region runs from base 92 to 2728 and encodes 878 amino acids.
CAAGCCAGCCGGCUGCCUGCUCCAGAGCCUCUUCAAACCUACUGUGGUAUAAAUAGCAGAGGGGAAGAGAAGAGACCUCCUGGCAGCCACUAUGAAGGGACUGCAACUAUUCUGUUGCUGUGUGGCUCCACUCCUGCUCCUUGGAACUGCAGAACUGCAAGUGUCUGCCCCGGAUGGCACAGAAGAGGCUGCCAGCUUGGCCGAGGGCCGCUUGUUGCCUGGAGACCCAAGCCUAGCCCAGAAGGAGAGGAUGCUCUAUGGAGACACUGCUCAACUUCCUGGGAAGGGACUCCUCCUUCAGCAUUCUGCCAGCCAUGAGGGUACAAGUGGACAGCCUUAUGCCAAGGCAGGUGCUGAUCUGGAGGUCCAGGCUACCAUCACAGAAGAAAAGGAAGCAGAGAGUGCCCCUGCCUCAGGGCACAGCAUGGAAAUGCAAGGAGAAGGGGGAGGAAGCCUGGAAAAGCUGGUGGCAUUGCUUGGAGAGGCUGCUCGCAAAUCUCAGGAGAAAGAACAUGAAGGUGCCCCUAGAGAAAGGGCCCAGUGGCAUCAAGGGCACAGCAAAGAUACUGCUGACCCAGGAGGAAGUGCAGAUGCUUCUGAGAGCCCCCACCAGUCCUCUGAGGCCAGAGAGGAAUUGUUUCCUCAGGAGACCCCGGGCACCCAGCCCACAGAACUGGGCCAAGAUGCUGGAGGUACCUCUGAGGCAGGAGGCUUAAGUGUCAGCCCCUCCGCAGGGAGUCCCUUGGAGGCACCUGGGGCCGCACUGAAGGGCGCUGAAGAGGGGCAAGUCCUAGAGCCUCUGGUGGCAGAAGGAGAAGGUUCUAGAAAGGAGGAGGGCAUCAGCCUGAGCGAUAGAGGGACAGAGAGUCAAACUGGGGAGGACUCUGAGUCCUUUGAGGCAGUGGGCUCUGAUCAAGAUGAUGAAGAAGAAGCUGUCAUUACGGCACGGGAGAUGCUUGCAACCCUGGCCAAUGAGGAAGAAGACACUGAGGAGAAAGAAGGAGGACCUGGAGUGAAGGACGUCCCUUUGGCAGCAGAAGAAAUUCCUCAAGAGGAGGAAGGUGAUGUUGCCCUUGGGGACCGAGGAGGUUCCGAAGAGGAAGAAGAUGGCGAAGAUCCACCCAGCAGAGAUGUUCCUGGGGCCCACCUCCAGGCCCAAGAGGGAUACCCCAGUGAAGCUGAAGCAGAAUCUAGCUUGCCCAGCAAUGGGGACAGCCUCCAUAGAAGUGAUGGGACACCCUCUAAUGAUGCCAGCCCAGCCCUGGCUGUGGAUGCUGUGACCAAAGCAGCCAGUCUGGCAGCUGAUGUUUUUAGUACUCUGCACAUCCAGAGAGAGGAAGCAGAGGAUGCUGGGGAACCUGCCUCCAGGGAUCGGUCCCACAUUGAGAGCACAUUGAAGCUGAAGGAGGAUAAACCAGCCGAUGACUACUCAGCCACACUGCAACGCCUGAGGAAGAUCUACCACACCUCAAUCAAGCCCCUGGAGCAGUCCUACAAGUAUAAUGAGCUGCGACAGCAUGAAAUCACGGCUUACCCUGGACGCACCUUGGGCUCUUCAGCCACAGAUGGAGAGAUUACUUCCAAGCCAAUGGUGCUGUUCCUGGGGCCAUGGAGUGUUGGCAAAUCCACCAUGAUAAACUAUCUGCUGGGACUAGAUGAUACACCUUACCAGCUCUAUACAGGAGCUGAGCCAACCACCUCAGAGUUCACCGUCAUCAUGCAUGGCCCGAAGCUCAAGACUAUUGAAGGCAUUGUGAUGGCUGCUGAUAGUGCUCGCUCCUUUUCACCACUUGAGAAGUUUGGGCAGAACUUUCUGGAGAAGCUGAUUGGAAUUGAGGUCCCUCAUAAGCUUUUGGAGAGGGUUACCUUUGUGGAUACCCCCGGGAUCAUUGAGAAUCGGAAGCAGCAAGAACGAGGCUACCCAUUCAAUGAUGUCUGCCAGUGGUUCAUCGACAGGGCUGACCUUAUUUUCGUAGUCUUUGACCCCACAAAGCUGGAUGUGGGACUGGAGCUAGAAAUGCUUUUCCGCCAGUUGAAGGGCCGUGAAUCUCAGAUUAGAAUAAUUCUGAACAAAGCAGACAGCCUGGCCACUCAAGAGCUUAUGCGAGUGUACGGGGCCUUAUUUUGGAGUCUGGCCCCACUGAUCAAUGUCACUGAGCCUCCUAGGGUCUAUGUCAGCUCCUUUUGGCCUCUGGACUACCAACCAGACACUCACAGAGACCUUUUCCUAAAAGAGGAGAUCUCACUCCUUGAAGACCUUAACCAGGUGAUUGAAAACAGGCUGGAGAACAAGAUUGCCUUCAUCCGCCAACACGCCAUUAGGGUUCGCAUCCAUGCACUUCUAGUUGAUCGUUAUUUGCAAACCUAUAAGGAAAAAAUGACCUUUUUCAGUGAUGGAGAAUUGGUGUUCAAAGACAUAGUGGAGGAUCCAGACAAAUUCUACAUUUUUAAGUCUAUUCUGGCCAAGACCAACGUCAGCAAGUUUGAUCUCCCCAAUCGUGAGGCCUACAAGGACUUCUUUGGGAUCAACCCUAUCAGCUCCUUCAAGCUUCUCGCUCAGCAGUGUUCCUACAUGGGAGGCUGUUUCCUGGAGAAGAUCGAGAGGGCCAUAACCCAUGAGCUACCUGAUCUCUUAGGGAGUGUAGGCCUGGGGAAAAAGCCCAGCAUCCUCUCCUGUGACACAACAGGCUGUGGGGAAACUCCAAAGAACCGUUACAAGAAACAUUAACAGGGCUAUUCAGUGUAACCUCCUGUUCCUUUGCUCCUUUUGGUGAAUGAGCUUAUGUCUUAUCUGUCCAAGAAGCUAAGGUUUGUUAACCCUUUCAAUACCACACUGGCAAGAGAUAACAUACAAGGAGUUGGAGUCCCUGGCAGCAAUUGCAGGGAGGUUGGGGGGCACCUGGGGAAGAGAACAAAAACACUGUGAAUUCCUGACUUUUUAUUAUCUGUUGUUUUAAGUGGGAGGCAAUAUAGAAAGCUCUUGGUACAAAGGGUGGGCUGUGUCUGUGGAAGAUGUUGCCUGCCCUUGCAUAUACUCAUCAGCACACUGGGAGAAGGAAUGUAGUGAGCAAGUUGUGAGAAAGGACACCAGGGAAAGUACAAUCAUUACUCUUUCACAACCUGUGAAAUCAGUUUCUAUGGCAUCUUAUGCCUAUUGCACACGGGGUUAAGGACUACAGAAUCUAUUGCUAAACCCAACCUUUCUUUUGGGGCCCUGCCAGCCAGCCGCUCUUACUUUUCAUGAGCAUGUCCCUCCCCUGGCUGCAUCUAAGCCUUCUCCUGUGCAUCUAUGAUCCCUACCCUAGGCAGACAGAAUCCAUCCUGCCUUUCAUUAGUGUCCCUAUAUGUAAGUACAAAGGCUUUUUUUAAAAAAAGAAACUCAUAUAGACACCUGGAACAAAAAGAGAAAUACUCUGGUGCAAAUAGGAGUUCAGGCACAUUCAGAAGAUGUCAUUGGAAGCACAUUUUAGUGAGUUCAGCUGGGGCUGGAGGGUGUAUGAACACAGGAAUCCACUGAUAUAAAGAUGAAAUUGUGAGUCUUAGUACCUCCUCCAAUAGAAUGCAACAUGUUCACAAGGUCAUGUUGCAUGUUUGCUUGUGUCUGAGGGUCUUUGUACUGCUGGGAGUCUCCUGUUUCCCAGUUUCUUGUUCACUGCUGCUGUUUUUUCCAAGCUUCUUACUGUAGACUAAAACUGGGCUUUGUAACCUACUCCAAAAUACAUUUUAUCUGCUUUAGCUUUACAAUUGUCAGUCUGUCCCCAUUCCCUACCACAUAACAGGGCAAGAGACUGUUCUUUAAGUUAGAACUGAUGUCAGCUCCUGCAUAGGUGGUAAAGAAAAGUCACGGGCCCACUCUUCUUUUGCUAGGUUAUAUUGGGCUAGUGAAGCUGGUGAUGGCAGCAAUCAGAACAAACUCAAAAUGUGAAUGGGGCAGUUGUGAUAGGCAGUAAGUACAUUCAGGCUGGAAAGGGGGCAAGCAAAGAGAAUGACUUCCAGCUUUGUUAUAAAAUGCUUGAGAAGCAUUAUCAACCUAAAUGCAAGAAAGGCCAAGUGAGGUAUAAUUAAGCACCCUGCUUAAUUAUAACUAGAAGGGAAGGAGAAAAUACAAAACAAAGGACUGGGGAAUGUUGAUUGAGUUUGUUGCUCAGAAAACUGGAACUUUAAAAGAAUAGAAAGGUAGUCCUGCUCAAGAACAACAGUUCAGAAGAGGAACGUGCCACAAUCUACCUACAAAAUAUGAGUUUAAAAGAAUUAGGGCUCAUUCAUAAGUUACCAAGUCCACGUGGUGGACAUGUGGACUGUCCAUACACAUGACCUGGGAGUUCUUCACUGGGAACUUUAUUCUUGGGCAUGCAUGGUCAUCAGUUGAAUUUGGACUGCAGGGAA